CCUAAACUGCUUCUUAUCAUUUCUUGUAUUAGAAACCUAAAAAUAUCUUUUCAGACCUGAAAAUAUGUUAUUAAAUGCUAAACAAUUUAAGGUUAAUUGUGAGUCUAUAACUAUCUAGUCUUCAACCCCAUCAAAGAUCCUCAGGGAUAAAUAUUAUCUGAGUAAACAGGAAGUGCACAGCAAGCAGCUUCUAAAAGCUGUGGAAAUGACAGAGGCUACUGUCUGCUUGGACAGUAACCUAAGGUUCCUCUGUAAUGUUCAGGCAUCCGUCUUCAGCCUACAGGCUCAGGAUAUCUGACAGACUUUUCUGAAAAGCAGGAAUUAUGAAGGACUCUGCAAAGUUGGUCUGUUGACUUCCUAGUGUCCUGCUUCCCCAUGGUUUAGACAGCAUGCUGUCAGCAGCCCAGGAAAGGGCUUUGUUUGCCACACCUGAAACAAACUCCACAUGGAGGUUCUUCAGUGCCCGCCCGUAAUCUUCAUGAAAAGCCUUUUCUUUCUUUCUUUUUUUUUUUUUUGGAGCUGGGGACCAAACCCAGGGCCUUGUGCUCGCUAGGCAAGCGCUCUACCGCUGAGCUAAAUCUCCAACCCCGAAAAGCCUUUUCUUAUUAAACCAUCUGAACUGCCAUAUUCGGUAGAUCUCUUAAGUGUCUGAAGACCAUCAGUCUAUGUUAAGUAUAUCGGAAUAAGCAAAUGUUGCUUGUCUCUAGCUAUCUACUAUCUGCCUAACUUUGAAAUCUAUAGGGGGCUAAAAGCUCAUUUUAAUUUGUAAUUUACCAAGCUGGUACCUAGUAAGACAAGUUUGAUUGACUAGUAACUUGCAUUCUUUUUUGUUUUUUGGAUUUUUUUUUGAGAUUUAUUUAUUUUAUUUAUUUAAAGGUUUAUUUAUUUAUUUAUUUAAUGUAAGUACAUUGUAGCUGUUGUCUUCAGAGACACCGGAAAAGGGAAUCAGAUCUCGUUACAAAUGGUUGUGAGCUACCAUGUGGUUGCUGGGAUUUGAACUCAGAACCUCUGAGAGAGCAGUCAGUGCUCUUAACCUCUGAGCCAUCUCUCCAGCCCCUAUUUAUUUUAUUUAUAUGAGUACACUAUAGCUGUUUGUAACUUGCAUUUCUUAAUUAUCGUAAAUAGAGUGUAAUUGUUGUUUUCAAGGGCUAGAAAUGCCAGUUGUGGUGGUGCACGCUGGUAGGAUUUGCUGAAGGAGGCAGAGGCAAGAGGAUCACAAGUUCAAGGGCUGGAACUUUACAUUAUAUCUUUAAAUGAAGUCAGAUAGAUAUAAUACCUUAAACAAGAGUUAAAAACAUGGACUGGAGAGAUGGCUCAGCAGUUAACAGCACUGGUUGCUCUUCCAGAGGUCCUGAGUUCAAUUCCCAGCAACCACAUGGUGGCUCACAACCAUCUGUAAUGGGAUCUGAUGCCCUCUUCUGGUGUGUCUGAAGACAGUUACAGUGUUCAUAAAGUAAACAAACAAUUAAAAAGAGUAAAAACAUAUAUACACUAUGUAGUAACAAAAAUAACCUUAAAUCCCUAUCAAUAUACAAAAUCUAUACCAAUGUAAUAUAUUUAAGACUUGUAGUUGUUUUCUAGUCUAAUACACAGACACACAGACACACACACACACACACACACACACAUUCAGACACACAGACAGGCACCAAUGCAAGUUUACUAUCACUUUGAUUUUCUCAUUUGUCUCAUAUAAAGUAUCAGUAUACAGUGAUUUGUUCUGAUGUUAUCACUUGAUUAAUAACCUUGUUCUUAUUAGAAGAGCCAUGCAGUUAGUCCUGGGUUCCUAGUACCAUAAAAACAAAAAGCAACCCCCAAUAUACAAAUAAUCUCCCUCUCAACCUUAAGAAAGCCGUUUUCUUGGUUUUGCAUGCUGUCUGAUAUUUAAAGUUCAUGAACUGAAUCAACUGAGAAACAACAAUAUAUAAAAAAAAAGUACAUUUAAUUAUCUACCUAUCAUUCCUAUAUUCCCCCUUUUUUUUUAUCUCCUCCCCCCUUUUCUUUCCAACACUAGAUAAAAAGAUAGAUGAAAGAGAGGAAGAGAUCCCUAAAUCUAACCUUCUAUAUUUUGUUUCCUCACUGACCAAGACCAUUAACAAUCUGUGACUGUGAUGGUUUGAAUACGCACGGUUCCUGGGAAGUGACACUAUUCAGAGAUGUGACCUCGAUAGAGGAAGUGCAUCCUUGUAGAGGUGGACUUUGAAGCUCCACCUACAGAAGAGUGUGUCUCUACCUGGUUACCCUCAGAUCAGGAUGUAGGGCUCCUCCAGCACCACGUCUGCCUGCACACUGCCAUGCUUUCUGCCAUGAUAGUAAUGGAUCCAACCUCUGAACCUGUAAGCCAGCCCCAAUUAAAUGCUGUGCUUUAUAAUACCGUUGCUUUGGUCCUGGUGUCUCUUCACAGCAAUGGAGACCCUCACUAAGACAGUGACCAAACCCCUAAGUGAUGACGGAUACCCAUCACCAUUGAACAAUCAAAAAGCAUCCACCCGACCUCUUGGGAAUGGGGAGCGAGCGUUAGUCUGGGAGUGACCCAGCUGUUGAGCUGCUUAGAGCAUAUUAAAAAUAAGGCUGCAUGUGUGCCUUUCACUCAAGAACCCACAACAUUGGGGUGGUAGCAAGAAGUGUGUGCCCAAGGUGGAGAUCAGAGCGAUUUACAUACUAUCCCUACACCAUGGCUUUACAUCACACGUUCCUGCCCUACAACCUUCUGCAGUGCCCUGUGGAUCCACAGAUCAAACACUCUGAUAACUACAUACCACUUCCAGCUGACCUCUCCACCCAGCCAGUUCUGCCUUUCCCUCAGUCUCAUUCCUGCAGAAAAUCCAAUAGCCAUGACUCCAGACCAGGCUCAACUGUGGUACUAGCUGAAAAGCAGAUCCCAAAGGGGAUGUGCUGUGAUUUGUGCAACAAAUUGGGGGUGGAAUCAUGGGCAACAGGAAUUCAAGGUCAUCCUUGAGUUGGAGGCCAGGCAGGGCUAAUGCAUAAGACCCUAAACUAAAAAACUAAUAAAAAGUAAAAAGAUUACUGGGCCACUCAGAGCCCCCAGAUAAUCUGCUAAUAACUUUGGUCCCUGAUGGUACAAUGCACAGGUCAGGGCUGCUCUUGGUCAACAUAUGUAGGUGCCCAGGAGCCACCAGUCUUGGAAGCUGCUGUGCAGGCUGGGAUGGAUCCAAAAUAGAUGCCUUCUGUUGGGGGUACAGAUCUGCUGGGGUCACCAACCACCACAACUGGGUGUCACGGACCUGUAUCUAAGCAGACCUCAUCUACAACUCAGCCCCAAUGAGAGAAUAAGGUCCCUCAGGAUCUGGUGCUCAUCGUGAUCUUAACUCUAAAACAGUACGGCAAAGAACUGGAGAAAUUAACAGGGUGAGCUCCAGGGAACGGUGGGCAAUUAUGGGCAAAGGGCAUGGGACCUGGGUCUCUGUUCUGGGGCACCCAACAGCCUCAGAAGAGAAGAGGAGGACGAGGACGAAGGUUAGUAAAUGGAUGGAGACAUUGACAGAUAAACACUGAAGUCUCCAGCAACACAGGGCUCAUAUUGAGAUAUCCCAGGAAGCCCUUGUUGGCUGCAAGUGGCCCCGAAGGCUUCCGGCACGUGCCAAAAAAUGGAGCAGGCGCCAGGAUGGCCACCAGGGGGCCAGCCGACGUUUCUAAGUACCCGUCCCGUCGGUGAGUCGGUGAGGAAGCAUCCGAGCACCGAGCUGGGUUGCAGAGGACUAGCGGAGGAAACUGGACUAGGCCACGGAGUGACAACAGCGUGUCCAGUGGUGCCAACAGAAGCCGCGCAGGGGUUUCAGGUGGAACGAGGGACUUUGAAUAUGUCGGGGAUUGCCCUCAGCCGACUUGCGCAGGAGAGGAAAGCCUGGAGGAAGGACCACCCUUUUGGCUUUGUGGCUGUCCCAACAAAGAACCCUGAUGGCACGAUGAACCUGAUGAACUGGGAGUGUGCUAUCCCUGGAAAGAAGGGGACUCCGUGGGAAGGAGGCUUGUUCAAGCUACGGAUGCUUUUCAAAGAUGACUAUCCGUCCUCACCACCAAAAUGUAAAUUUGAGCCACCACUGUUUCAUCCAAACGUGUAUCCUUCUGGCACAGUGUGCCUGUCCAUCCUGGAGGAAGACAAGGACUGGCGGCCAGCUAUUACGAUCAAACAGCCAAAACAGAGUGGAAUAUGAGAAAAGGGUUCGAGCACAAGCGAAGAAGUUUGCCCCCUCAUAAGCAGCGGCCCGGGCUCCAUGACGAGGAAGGGAUUGGCUUGGCAAGAACUUGUUUACAACCUUUUGCAGAUCUAAGUCGCUCCGUACAGUUACUAGUAGCCUGGGAGGGUUGAGCGGGCGCCAUUUUCCAUUUCCGCCACUGGCAUAUUCAGUCUUUUGUAUUUUUGAUUAUUGAGUAAAACUUGCUUUUAUUUUAAUAUUGAUGUCAGUAUUUCAACUGCUGUAAAAUGAUAAACUUUUGUACUUGGUAAGCCCCUAGGAGCUAGUUUCUUCUCGUCGCGCUCGGAUGCAGGCAUGCUUCCCACUGUUCAGAGCUCUGGCCUCCAGCUGGCUGUAUGACAGAACCACACUGUCCCUCCUUCCUUCCCUACCCUCGUCCUUCUCAGAAACCUGGGCUGUUGCUUAUGAGCCUCAGAUCCAAAGUUGGCCAGCAUCUCCAUUCUGCACCACUUCCUUUGUGUUUAUAUGGCGUUUUGUCUGUGUUGCUGUUUAGAGUAAAUAAACUGUUUAUAUAAAGGUUUUUGUUGCAUUAUCAUCAUUAAAAUGUGAGGAGGUACCUCAGUAUGUCUGGCCCUCCUCACGUGGCUGCAGCCCUUGCCAGGCACCAAGGCUGAGCCCCAGGACCAGCACCUAUCACAGCUUCUGCUAGGGAUAUGCCCAGGCCCCAUGCAGCUCCAUGUUCAUCUGGUUCUUUGUAAAUAGGACUGUGUACAGAGAUGUGUUCUGUUCUCCCCACCUGGGUCUUUGGGCCUUAAGGUACCAGGCAGCAUUGAGGUCCUCAUGAAGUUGGAAUCCGCAUCCAGCCUUCGUAAGCCCAGCAAGGUGAAAGACUGGCUGAUCCAGACCAAGGCUGAGGCCUGGUGAGAGCCCAGGACAAACUGGCCUGCACUGAUCUCCCUGCCUGUUAGCUGUACAGUGGGCCUCACUGUGGCCUGGAUGCUAGCUUCAGGCCUUUUGAUGCCCUACCCUUGCACCUGGAAGAGGCAACCCUGCCACCGGCCCAGGCAAACAGCGGGUCCUUCCUCUAGAGCACCUGAGCACACAGUUCCGCACCUCCUGGCCUGCAUUCAACCUUACCCUACAGCCCAGGAGACCAGCCUGGUGUGGCCUCGGCACAGGAUGACCUCAGGUACUACCGUCCACAUACUCUGCUUGCUGAAGCUGGUCUGGGUGAAGCUGCUCUUGAUGGUGGCCCACCUGGGCUGGGCUGGGUCUAUGAUCUUGGGGCUUACAGAGCAUAGGGAAGUGCAGUGGACAUAGGCAGUGAUCAGUCUCCAUCAGACUUGGUCCUGAGGCCCCCUGGAAGAACCUUGACAUGGGAACCAGGCACCAGUGGCUCAAGUUCAGGGACCAAUCAAGGGGUGGCCAGGUCUGUAGUCAAGAGUCUUUGCUCUGGAAUUGAGGGAACUUGUGCUCACACAGCUGGUGGCACCGGUAUGGACUGGGUUGCCAGUGCCUUGUGGGUAUGUUUGGCCACGAGUAUAGUCAGGAGCUGAGUUUGGAUGGACAGUUGCAGCUAAUGGCACAGGGCCUCACCCGGGGAGUUCAGGCUGGUGUGUGUGUGUAGCCUGCUCUCAGAAUGUCUUAUUUUGUAACAACUGACUACAUUUAGUAAUAGGUACACAUGUAUAUGGUUAAUAUAUGGAAAUUCAAUAUAUUUUAUAGUUAAAGUAUUCUAAAGUAACUGAUGUUUCUAGCAAACUGUAGUGACCCCAGCUAUGAAGUGUUCCUUUUGUACCACAGUCCUUGGAUUACCAGAGAUGUGAAUCUUGUAACAUGAGAAUGUGGUCUGUGACCAUCCUGUGUUAAGAUGGUGGGGAGGAGGGUAUCCCAGCAUGAAGCCUCAUUGGUAAGGAAUUGUGGGCAACAGAUUAACCACUGUAUCUACAAAUCCUCUAAUUAAAACAUUUCCACAAACUGCA
Messenger RNA from Rattus norvegicus (Norway rat), 6139 nucleotides. RefSeq names its product ubiquitin-conjugating enzyme E2I (gene Ube2i). Gene Ontology annotation, cellular component: nuclear body; nucleus; cytoplasm. Gene Ontology annotation, molecular function: SUMO transferase activity. Lineage: Eukaryota; Metazoa; Chordata; Mammalia; Rodentia; Muridae. Gene Ontology annotation, biological process: protein sumoylation. The record is from RefSeq and is a predicted model, not a curated record.